AUGUCAGUGCCAGGCUGGAUGCCCAACAGAAGAAGCUCAACCUUCCAAUCCUCCCAACCACCACCAUUGGCUCUUUCCCACAAAACCAUCGAGCUCAGGAGAGUUCGUCGUGAGUACAAGGCUAAAAAAAUCUCUGAGGAAGAAUAUGUUAAGGCCAUCAAGGAGGAGAUCUACAAAGUUGUCCAACUCCAGGAAGAACUUGACAUCGAUGUCCUUGUCCAUGGAGAGCCAGAGAGAAACGACAUGGUUGAGUAUUUUGGUGAGCAGCUGUCCGGUUUUGCCUUCACCGCAAACGGAUGGGUGCAAUCCUACGGAUCUCGGUGCGUGAAGCCCCCAAUCAUCUACGGUGAUGUCAGCCGACCCAAGGCCAUGACCGUCUUCUGGUCAUCCAUGGCCCAGGAAAUGACCAAACGCCCCAUGAAGGGUAUGCUCACCGGCCCCGUCACCAUUCUCAACUGGUCCUUUGUCCGUAACGACCAGCCCAGAUUCGAGACUUGCUACCAGAUUGCUCUGGCAAUCAAGGAUGAAGUUGAGGAUCUUGAGAAGGCCGGAAUCACGGUUAUCCAAAUUGACGAGGCAGCAUUGAGAGAGGGAUUGCCACUACGGAAGGCAGAGCAUGCCUUCUACUUGGACUGGGCUGUUCACUCUUUUAGAAUCACAAAUGUAGGCGUUGCUGACACCACACAGAUCCACACCCACAUGUGCUACUCAAACUUCAAUGACAUCAUCCACUCCAUCAUCAACAUGGAUGCUGAUGUCAUCACCAUUGAGAACUCAAGAUCUGAUGAGAAGCUUUUGUCUGUGUUCCGUGAGGGAGUGAAAUAUGGUGCUGGAAUCGGGCCCGGUGUGUAUGACAUUCAUUCUCCAAGAAUCCCCUCCAUGGAGGAGAUUGCUGACAGGGUCAACAAGAUGCUUGCCGUUUUGGAGACCAACAUCUUGUGGGUCAACCCGGAUUGUGGCCUGAAGACAAGGAAGUACGGGGAGGUCAAACCUGCUCUUUUGAACAUGGUCACCGCUGCCAAGAAGCUCCGCGCCGACCUCGCCAGCGCCAAGUGAGCGACCCUGAUUUCUUCAAGAAGAAGAAAAGUCAGAAGUGUAAAGUAUACUUGAAAGUUGUACACGAUAUGGGUAUAUGUGGGAAAUGGGUUGCAUCUAUCAUAUCAUGAAUUGUAAGUGUCGUUUAGUGAUUUAUGUUUUCUAUGUGUUAUGGUUGAGUAAUAAGUGUAGAAUUUUUAAAAGGUUUAGGUCUUGAAAGUGUAAGCAUAAUGGAAUAUGGAAGGUGAGCUUGCAUAUAUAAGACCGUUCAUUGAUGAUUUUCGUAUAUGAUACUUCUUAUGCUUGUUUGGGAUUGAACCAAGGA
This is a messenger RNA of Lactuca virosa, 1360 nucleotides long. Lineage: Eukaryota; Viridiplantae; Streptophyta; Magnoliopsida; Asterales; Asteraceae. The record is from the annotation of a GenBank genome assembly.